Molecule: messenger RNA, 719 nt
Organism: Ceratitis capitata (Mediterranean fruit fly)
Lineage: Eukaryota; Metazoa; Arthropoda; Insecta; Diptera; Tephritidae
Exons: 3
Coding region: 185-415 (76 amino acids)
Source: RefSeq, a predicted model, not a curated record
GAAGACACAGCGACACCAUCAGCGAGGCAAGUUGCGAUCGCGACCAGCGUCAAAGACGAAAAGUGUGUGCAAAGAACGAAAUUAUACGCGGCCACCAAAUAAGGCGGAAGUAGCGCACAAUUUUCAAAAUUACUAACUAAAGGAAAUCUCCCAAAAAAAAAAAAUAGAAAAAAAGAAACAAAAAAUGGCCAAAUUAGUUGCUGUUUUGUUGCAUUGCCUUCUGUUAAUCGCCUGUGCUUGGCAAGAUGUUUCGGCCACAGUCCAACCGCGGGCUCCUAAUUUCCAGUAUUUUGAGAGACCAAAAUAUCGCUACCCUUAUUACGAUGAGAAUGGGCGUGGAAAGUUGUUGUAUGGCUAUGGUGGUCCGGAUUUGUAUCAAUACAAAACUUAUACUCCACUGGAAGGCAUACAUUAGUCAUUUGCUUUGUUUAUAACCGUUAAAAGCACUUAGUCGCAUGCAUGUUUAAAGCAAUUAGUUCUUAAAAAAUAUUUUUAUUUAUUUUAAUGUCUGCUUUAGCUCAUAUUAGAGCUCUAGAUACACGGGUAUCGAGCAGUGCGCGCAGAAAAAACUUUUGUGAAAAUAUUUGUUCAAAAUGCUCGAAAAAGCUCGAAGUUGUUCGAAAAAAAUCUUGAGCUCUAUUUCCUUUCACUUUUAUUCUACUCUAUAUAAAAUACUCUUUAAUUAUACUGAAAUAAAGAUGUUAGUUGUUAAAAUGAAA